GGAUAAUAAUCACCCACCUCCCAGGGUGGUUGUGAGAAUCAAGUGAGAUAAUUGUGCAGUGCUUAGCUUAGUACCGGGCACAUGGUCGUCCCUAUACAAAUGUUACAUGUUAUUAUGUUUCCUUAUGAGCUCUCUAGGAUAGGGUAUUCUCACAGUUCAGCGUAAGUGUUUUUAACUCUCUCGCUUCAUCUGAGUCCUGUACUUCUCUGAAUUUCCCAUACCAAUUUGGAUUUGUGGUGCAGUGAUUUUCCAUUACAUUCAAGUGCAAAAUUGUUCACAAAAGCCACGUAUAGAUGUCAGUCAGAAACCAUUUAUUUACCGUCUGCCAUGGCACAGUGCCAAGCACUGAGGGUACAAAGAAAGGCAAAAGACAGUGCCCACUGUCAAGGAGGUCACAGCCUAGUGGGAGCUCUAUGCAGGAUGACUGUAAUCAUUAACAGGGAAGGCACUAGAAUUGGGGGGAUCUGCAAAGGCUUCCUGUAGAAGGCAGGUUUUUAGCUGGGCCUGGAAGGAAACCAGGAGGCAGAGAUGAGGAGGGACAGUAUUGCAAGCAAGCAUGAGGAAAUGCCCCGAGUCAGGAGACUGGGUUGAAGGAGCAACAAGGAGGCCAAUGUCGCUGGAUCCAGAGUACAUGGGGGACUGGAAAGGGCUUUUUUUUUUGGGGGGGGGAGGUAGGUUACGAAGGUCUUGAAGGCCAAACAGGAUCUUACAUUUGAUCCUGGAGGUCAUAGGGAGUUUACUGAAUUGGGGGAGGGGAGACUGGGGGGGCCACCAUGGCGGUUAGAAUGACAUGAUCAGACGAACUUUAGGAAGAGGAGCUAGUGCUGUGGUCAUUUGCUUGGUUAACAUGAAGGGUAAGCAUCCUCUUUGUUUCCUGCCUUUUUUUUUUGUCUUCUUGACAUUGAGCUCCUUGGCAUAUAUUCCCAGUACUGGGCGUGUAGUUUCUGGACUUUUCUCAUGUAAUCCCAAGUUAUUUUCCGGAAAGGUUGAACCAGUACCCCACUUCCGCAGCAAUGCUUUUAGUGUGCCUGCCUCACCUCAAUCUUUCCCUGUGGCCACUGCUUGCCAGAGUGAGUUCUAACCUCCAGAGCCCUCACCACCGUGAAUACCAUUCACAUUUGGGUAGUUAAGAUAAAUAAUCUCAUGUUCUCCACCCCCAACUCAAUUUUCUCUUCAGGCUGACCAUCCCCAGUUCUGCCUCUGUCGUGAUGUCCAGUCCCGUUUCUGGUCUGGUUCACGGCCGUUGGCCAGUGGCAUGGUGUGUGCAGAUAGCAUGCACUGCCUUUUGCAGAUGGGGCAAGAAUGUGUAGAGCCCUUAGAGGAUUCCCUUCUGACAAACUAUACAUGUGCCCCUUCUUGGAAAAGAUGCUGAAAUGGUUCAGAAGGGAAGGGCGGAAGACAGCAGUCUCCUUGCAGGGUAAAGGCUUUUUGCCCAGCAACUAGAAUAGGGGUUCUUAAUCUCGGGUGGCAAAAGAAGUAUUUGGCUGCUAACUGAAAUUUGGGGUUUUCUUCAAUUAUAAAUUUUUUAAAAAACACCUUGCUGAAGAGCUUAUAGGUUUCACUAGAUUGCCAAAAGGUACAUGUUUUGAAAAAGAUGAAGAUUGCCCCAGCAGGGGGUGGCGGCUGUUUUAAAGGCGAAGGUACGUUCUGGUGACAUGGUUGAAAUGUGACAAGAGAAAAGAGGCUGUUGUAGGGUCAUUCAGAGGGAGGGAGAAAUGCUGUUCUCACUACUACUGGGAGAGAGCCUCCUCUGGGCAGAGAGGAGAGAGAAGAGGGGAAUGUAGGGAUCGGAGCUAGGUUAGAAGGAAGGUUGGCUGACUGUCCGCCGCUCUCUAAAGAUUGCUGAUGAGAUAGCGGUUUGACAUCUGACUUUCUGAGAAUUUGCCGCCCUGAAGAUUUCUGGAAAACAGCCCCAGACAUCCUAAUGCGUUGGGGAUGUAACCUCUCAAGCUGGUACAGGAGAGGCAGUCUGAUGGUUUGGAGUCCAAAGCCCUGGAUUUGAAUCCUGUCCAAGUGGGUCUACCACCUGACUUUGCUGUGGCACCUUGGGUGAGUCACUGUCCUUGUGUAAAACGGGAACAAAUCCUUGUGCUAUUUCUCUCCAGAGCCACAAGUAGCAAUUUUCUCACCUGACUCAAGAGGUUCAAAAAGGCCCCUUGAGGACGUCAGUGGUUAGCCUUCUAGUUACUCUAGCUGGUUAGGUACUAAGUGCUUAUAAUCCCAAGGAUGGUGGUCCUCUUUGGGGGGAGGGGUUUAACACCUUCCCUCCUCUCCGCCUCUCACAAAGGCAUGACCCCAGGCGUCAGUUCCUUUUCCUGAAUGUGGUGGGGGAGGCCCAGCCACAAGCUGGGGGUGACAAGGGGCUGGGAUCCUCCACCAUCCUUCCUUCUCGAAGAGGACCAGUGACAUCACGAGAGUGAUGUCUUGACUUGGGCAUUUUACAUCUGUGGGGAAAGGAGCUUUUGGUACCCUUAUGUGACAGUUCUUCAGGAAGGCCUUGUGUUGGGGACUGGGGAUAGCCUAGGAUGCUCAUGGACAAGAGAGGGUGGGAAGUUCUAACAGUGAGGCACCUUGAUGUGGUUUGGCUCCCUCCUGGCCCCACUAGUCCUCCAGAUCUGGCCACUCUUUCCUCCUUGACCCUAAAGCCUAAGGCUAGCUUCCCUUCCACCACAAGGGCAGGUCCUAGGCCAGGAUAGAGGCAGUGAUGGACAGCUAAAGUCCCAGCUGAGCCUGAUGCUUAGUGGUGGGCAGAAAACUACAUGCUUGUCUCAACUCCUGUACCCAGGAACCUAGUGUGUCCAUAGGGAGAAGAGAUACCUAGCUCCACCUUCCCCAAGCUGUAGUGGAAUAGUGGUGGCAUUAGUAUUGGCAUGAGGACAGUGACUACUGAAGAGGUCCCGCGUCUUCCACGAAUGGACUUGUAGCUGUUUCUUCCAUUGACUUUUGGCCUGGGCCCUCUAAAUUCUGAUGCCUGGGGGAAAGCCCUGGUUGCCUUACUCUAAUUAUAGCCCUGAUAAAUUCACAGGUUUAUUGGAAGGUGCUUUGCCAACUGUUAAGUACCAUAGACACCUGAGCCACUGGAAUGGGGUGGGGGCAGGGCCUUAGAACUGCUUCUCCCUUUGUGAGGAGGUGCUAUCCAUGUGCAUUCCAUAACUCCCCUGGGAGAAGGGGCUGGCAGAUCCGAGUUCUGGGGAGACUGUUCUCACUAUGCUAGGGUCCCUGUGCCCUAGGAUUGGGCUGGGGUUCGUCCUCCUCACCCUCGUCCUGGUAGCUGCUCAUCCUUGUUCUCAGAGGUGUCACCCCUCUCCCCUUCCUGAAGAGCCAGUCGCCAUGGAGCUUCCCAACAGCCUGGUGGAUGAUUAUGGGAUCCUUCCUAAGCACCCAGGACGUCGAAUUGUCCACUCCUCCCUCUUGAGAGGCCAGGCACGCAAGCGAGAUGGGCCAGAUUUGUCUGAGUACUACUAUGAUGCCAACCACUAAUGAGAAGGCCCUAUAAAAUUAUUGUCAAGA
Phascolarctos cinereus (koala) is the source of this 3510-nucleotide messenger RNA. It is a transcript of the gene FREY1, whose product is annotated as Frey regulator of sperm-oocyte fusion 1. Gene Ontology annotation, cellular component: endoplasmic reticulum membrane. Gene Ontology annotation, biological process: fusion of sperm to egg plasma membrane involved in single fertilization; sperm-egg recognition. NCBI's taxonomy places the organism in Eukaryota, Metazoa, Chordata, Mammalia, Diprotodontia, Phascolarctidae. The record is from RefSeq and is a predicted model, not a curated record.